AUCUCUAAAGGAAAUAUAAUUUCUCGAGUAGCGUAGCCUGCGGAAGGUCCAGUGGAUGUAGUGGUCCUCUCCGAUUUUCCCAUCUCUGGAAUCUCUCUCUGUCUUGAAUACGAAUCCAUCACGCACCAGGAAUGGCUGCAAUUAAUAUAAGCGCACAAAUAGGGUGAAGGGGAGACUGCGCUUUUGAGAGAGAAGGGGAGACUGCGCUUUUGAGAGAGAGAGAGAGAGAGAGAGAGAAUAUCUGAAGCAGAGCACACUUGCUGGACUUUGUGUCUGCGUGUCUGUAUGCGAGUGUGUAUAUAUAUUGUUUAUUUUGGGUAUCUAUGUGUAGAGAAAGCUGAAUCGAUCUCUGGGUAACGGCUAUUCUUUCUUAUGGUAAAGUGGGUGAGGGAGAGAAAGGAGAAUUUUUUUUAUUUCUGAGUGUGCUUUUUGUUGAGUUGCAGAGAUGGAUUACAACAAUGACGGUGGCAAUGGAGGACAAUGGGAUUGGCAUGGGGAGGAUUAUUGUCUUCAAAAGGACUCGAAUUAUGCAGAUGGAUCUCAAUGCUUAUGGAAUGAAGUGGCUCUGAAUGAGGAGGAUCUUUCUUACAUGGUAGAUGAAACAACCCCAGUAAAGGCGUGUGGGGAUUUGGCUUACCAUGUUAAUAAUAGUGAUAACAUGCGGAAGGAACCAGAAGAACGAAAGGAAACUUCCUCACAAUUAAAGAGGCGCCGGAUGUUACAGUUUGAUACUGAAGCAGUUGAUUCCCCUUUUUGCAAUGAAGAGAUGCUGUCUGUGUUUCUAUCAAAUGAGAGGGCGGACUCACUUGAUGAAGUUUUACCGCAAGCAUCAGAUUGGACUCCUGUGUUUUCAGAUGUGUCUGCCUCCAGUUACGAGGCCCUGGAUCAGUCAUCUGAGAGGUGGCUGGCUGAAUGCCUUAAUGACAGUGAGAUGCAGUCUAGUCCCAAUGAUAUGAAUUUUGCUGGAGCAUCUGAUGUUCAAAUUGAUAUUUCAGAGUUCUGCAAUGGUCCACUUGGAAGUGAAGCUAAUAUGGCUCCAAAGCAUGUUGCUCGGACUCCUCAGAAUGUAGUUUUUAAAGGAAAGAAGUCUUUUAUACGAACGCCCACUAAGUUGGCUUCAUCUGUCGUCUAUCCAUUUGCCUUCAUCAAACCCUGUGGGUUCCAUGGAGAUGUCACUCUGAAGGACAUAAACCAACGGAUCAGCACUCCACCAUCAAAAUCAAAGCAAAAUGAUGAAGAUUCUGCUACAUUCCCUACUUCAGCUUUCUCAGGGAAGCCUGUCGUUGGCAAAACAAAAGUUCGCACUGAAGGUGGAAAAGGAAGCAUCACCAUUAUGAGAACCAAAGGUUGACUAGUUAAGUGUCUCUUCCAUACUUCUGGUUUGCUGGCCUGAUGGACUUAUCCCAUUAUACUUCCUUUUUGCUCUGUACCAUUCUCGGGCCUUCAAGUAUAAAUGUUGAUAGUGAAAUUUUUGUUCAGGUUGUUCUCGGAAUUCACACAUGACACUAAAGUGUGUAUGUUUUUCAAGUAGUAUUUUAGGCAUCAAUGGCGGUUGUGUCAUACAUAUUUAACAUUUUCUUUUAGGACUAAUGAAAGAAUCCUGUGUAGUUUUUUGUCUUC
This is a messenger RNA of Manihot esculenta (cassava), 1620 nucleotides long. Its product is annotated as protein XRI1. Lineage: Eukaryota; Viridiplantae; Streptophyta; Magnoliopsida; Malpighiales; Euphorbiaceae. Gene Ontology annotation, biological process: female meiotic nuclear division; male meiotic nuclear division. The transcript has 9 exons. The coding region runs from base 446 to 1351 and encodes 301 amino acids. The record is from RefSeq and is a predicted model, not a curated record.